Fonsecaea pedrosoi CBS 271.37 is the source of this 1815-nucleotide messenger RNA. RefSeq lists its product as uncharacterized. The transcript has 2 exons. Lineage: Eukaryota; Fungi; Ascomycota; Eurotiomycetes; Chaetothyriales; Herpotrichiellaceae. Bases 1 to 1815 code for a protein of 604 amino acids. The record is from RefSeq and is a predicted model, not a curated record.
AUGGCUCGACCUCGUACGACUCCCUCGCCGCAUGCCAAGGAUGGUGAGUCGGGAUCGAAAUCAGGAUGGAAGGACAAGUUGACAGCCCAACAACUGAGUCGAAAGAGGGCUGCAGACCGGCAACUGGUGCGGGAGAAUCGAAGCAAAGCCCGCCAGACCAUCGCUGCCUUGCAGGAGCGACUGGACCUGCUCAGCACCCAGCAGUCUGACAAGAUUGUGGCAGAGCUGCUCAAGGAGAACAGGAGCCUCGAGGCCGAAAAGGAGACCCUCCGUAGUAAAUUGCAAUCUGUUUGCUCGGCGCUGGGACUCAGCCGGGAAGAAUCGUCGUCCUUGCUUCAACAGUCCUCCCGCGGGAGCACAACCGAGGGAAUCGCCUCUCGAGAGGCGACAACCGUUGAGCAGCCGGGGAAUGGGACCCAACAUGCAGUCAUUGACUCAGCCGGUUCCGUCCCUUUCUACACAGAAGGCCAGACGCUACAAGUGGGUUCAAUUGAGGAAGGGCGGUCGCAGUGCGAUGCUUCUUUCGAUCUGACCACCGAGCUGGAUUCACGCAUGGCUGUCCCAGACUCACCCUCGCCAUUUCCUGGUAUCUGGGCCGCUUUAGGGCGACUCGGUUCCAGAUCAAACUUGUUGGAUGAUGACUUUCUCGAAGCAAUUAUGAUUUGGAGAUCCAACACCGGCCAUUCUGGUGGCGGCGUCUUUAGCGUCGCAAAUGCCCUUUUCCACAUUGGUCGCCCCCCAGGUCUGAUGUCCCAACAGCGACUGCGGAGCCUUGCCCGAACUCCAAACAUACUCUAUCUGCUGGUCCAGGAUCUUGAGUCGUCUGCGCCAUCUUCGAACCCGGUCCUCGAAAGCAUGGUUCCAACCAAGUACCCUGACAGCGACGACGACGAUAGUCUGACCACCAUGAGGAGAGAACUCGCUAUUGCUGCCUAUGAAGCUAUCAGGCCCGGGAUCAGAACCCAUCUGAUGCGAGACUGGCAAAGCUACCAAGGCCGGAAUCUAUACAGCUCCUUCGUCGAACAUUUCGACGUUCAGAUUUCAACGGACGCCAAGCUACAAGAAGUCCUACAAGUCGACUCCAACGGUUGCGACAUCAGGUUGAUGCCGUCCACAGAACGGUGGCUCCAUGAUAUAAAUUGCCUGAGAAUGGAAGAUGAAUUUGCCGUCGACUUCCCGGAGCUCGCCGAGCUGAUCCGUCCGGCUUCAGCAACAGAGGAUCCCCUUGGGAUUCGCAACUCCUGUGCUGACACACGCAUGGCGGUGGGCACCUUACCACCGGUGAACACUACACAACUGUCGAUCCGAGCAAGCACCCCGACGGCCUUCUCGGUAACCUCAUCUGUUGAGGCUGUAAUAUGCAGCGUUGGUGCCGCAGGCGCCCAGGAAGCUGCUGUCGACUGCUCCAAGAACACAACGUAUCUAGACGACUCAUUUGACAGAGCCUUUUCAUUUGCCGAAAUGCAGCCGCCGCUCCUACCAGGGCUCCCUGGGGUCCAACAGCAACCCGUGAGCCAGGCCGAGACGACUGCUUCCGAAGCCGACUCUGCAUCGUCUAUAGCGACAACGGCACCCCUACCGGUGAUAUCUGAGUUGGGCAGGUCCUCAGCCUCGGAUUCAGUCGCGUCUACCAAAGAAACCCAGCACGACAACAUGGCGUGGGAUCUAUUUGUCUCGGCUUCGCCUGCCGAUCGGACGUAUCGACUUGACCCGUCGCUGUCAGAAUGGGGAGCGAUGAGCUCCUGGUCGGCGACCGAGGACGAUUCUCUCUUCGGCUCUUCGAGUCUGUGGUUUCCAGCUUGGCCCAGUGCUUGA